This is a messenger RNA of Erythranthe guttata (spotted monkey flower), 389 nucleotides long. Lineage: Eukaryota; Viridiplantae; Streptophyta; Magnoliopsida; Lamiales; Phrymaceae. The record is from RefSeq and is a predicted model, not a curated record.
GAACUUUCAUGGCGCCGAAGUUUGUUAUCGUCUUGAAGCAUUCCCACACUUCGAGAGUGAGCAUAUGCAAGCACUACGCGGAGGAGGCAGGUUUGAUGGGGAAGAAACGGGUGGUACUUCAAUAUCGACCGGGCGGGUAUUGUUCGAGCGUUGUGCUCGAUUUUAGGUCGAAGAACAUGAGGUUGAACAAGAAGGGUUUUAGGCUCGAUUUUGCUCAAGGGUGGCGUGAUUUUCGAGUAGCGACUGGGAUGCGUUAUUACAGAGCCUAUUCGUUUGAGUUCAUUCCUAGCAAGGGGUUGAUUGAGGUUAUGGAGGUCUGAAGAUUACCAAGUUAUUCGAAUAUUCCAAUAUAAUUCGGCUUUACUUUAUAUAUAUAUUUAUUGCAUUUU